This is a messenger RNA of Condylostylus longicornis, 755 nucleotides long. Its product is annotated as pupal cuticle protein G1A-like. Lineage: Eukaryota; Metazoa; Arthropoda; Insecta; Diptera; Dolichopodidae. The record is from RefSeq and is a predicted model, not a curated record. The coding region runs from base 138 to 590 and encodes 150 amino acids. The transcript has 2 exons.
GCACGUGAACGUAACACAAUUCGCAUUGCAAUCGCUUAAUUCUAUUAUAUAAAAAAUUAAAAACGGAUUUUUCUCUUUUAAGCAAUUUGUUAAAAAUCUAAAUUUAGUAAAAUUUAUAAAUUGAUUGUAUUUUAAAAAUGAAUUUCUCUUUUGCAUUCACAAUUGUCUUAUUGAUUGCUAUUUGUGCUGCUGCACCAACCCCAGUAGAAGAAACCGCAAAAACAAAACGUGGUCUGCAUGUUGCUGUUCAUCAUGCUCCAGUGUUAGCACAUGCUCCAGUAGUAUCACAUGCUGCAUUAGUACAUCCAGCUCCUAUUAUACAUGCACCAGCAGUUAUACACCAUGCGCCUGCUGUUAUACAUCAUGCACCAGCAGUUGCCAUACAUCAUGCACCAUUAAAAGUAGCUGCAUUCCAUCAUGCACCUGCUGUUUCACAUAGUUCUGUUGUUCAUCAUCAUACUCCAGUGCAUGCAGCUUUAGUACAUGCACCAGUCGUUCAUGCACCAUUAGUUCAUGCCCCAAUUGUUCAUGCACCAGUCCAUGCUGUCCAUGCACCUCUUGUACACGCUCCAUUUGUGCAUCAUUUAUAAAAUGUGUAUGUAAAUAACAAUAAAAACUAAAAUUCGAAUAUGAAAUUGUAAAGACGCAUUGAUAUUUAAAAAGUAACAAUAUUGCUUAUACUAUGUUUGUACAACUAUGUUUGUAUUAUAAUAAAUAAGGAAUUAUAAGCGAAAAGAGUCAACAUUUGAAUAUUA